Cornus florida is the source of this 936-nucleotide messenger RNA. RefSeq names its product expansin-A9-like. Gene Ontology annotation, biological process: plant-type cell wall organization. The record is from RefSeq and is a predicted model, not a curated record. Gene Ontology annotation, cellular component: extracellular region. The transcript has 2 exons. The coding region runs from base 1 to 936 and encodes 311 amino acids. NCBI's taxonomy places the organism in Eukaryota, Viridiplantae, Streptophyta, Magnoliopsida, Cornales, Cornaceae.
AUGGCAUCAAAUAUGCGAGCCCUUUUGUUCUCUUCAUUUUUAGGUCUUCUUGUUGUGGUGGGUGCUAACCAUUAUGACCGUAACACCAAGAAAAUGACUUAUUUUGACAAGAACAAAAUUUAUCACGUACACAGAUCAAAGACAUUGCAUGCACCUAAAAUUAAACCUAGUCAUGACACCAAGGGACCCAAAUAUGUCACAAAGCCACCCCACCACGACACCAAAGGACCCAACCAGCCAUCCAACUCCAAUGCUGGCCCUUGGAAGGAUGCUCAUGCCACCUUCUAUGAUGGACACGAUAUUUAUUCAGGGGGAGCUUGUGGUUAUGGUGACCUAAGACAACAAGGCUAUGGCAUGAAUACAGCGGCCUUGAGCACGGCUUUGUUCAACCAAGGAGCGGGCUGCGGUGCUUGUUUUGAGAUCAAAUGCGUCAAUGAUCCGGAAUGGUGCGUCGCCGGAGCACAGCCGCUCAUUGUUACAGCCACCAACUUCUGCCCACCAAAUUUCUAUCAGUCAGCUGACGCUGGAGGAUGGUGCAAUCCACCCCGCGAGCAUUUUGACUUGGCACAGCCUGCCUUCCUUCAAAUUGCCAACUAUAAGGCUGGCAUUAUCCCGGUUCAAUAUAGAAGGGUUCCGUGCAAAAAGCAAGGAGGAAUUAGAUUCACAGUAUCUGGAAAUCCUUAUUUCGACUUGGUGAUGGUAUGGAACGUUGGAGGGGACGGAGCCGUCACUGCUGUUGAAGUAAAGGGUGACAAGUCAAAUUGGUACCCAAUGAAGAGAAACUGGGGCCAGUUGUGGGAGACCCAUGAAAUGUUAUGUGGACAAUCUUUGAGCUUUAAGGUCACAACCAGUGAUGGCAAAUGUAUUACUAAUAUGGAUGUACUACCCAAGAACUGGCAAUAUGGUCUGACAUACGAAGGCCAUAACUUCGAUUGA